CUUUAGACAAUGAAGAGUGUAUCUGAUGUGCUACAUCCGUACGUAAAAUGUAAACAAAGAUAGAAUCUAGAGAUCGAGCUUUUAUUAAACUUAACUUUCACGUCACUUCUGAAAGUAAAGAUAGAUCAUCAUCAAGAUCAAUUUUGGUAAUCAGAUUAUUUCAGAGAAUGCAUACAGAAUACAAAAUAUCUGGGAUUUCUGUGUAUUUCCCAUGUAAGCCCUACCCUUCACAGUUCACCAUGAUGGAUAAAAUUAUCAAAGGCUUGGAUCGUCGACAGAAUUGUCUGCUAGAGAGUCCCACAGGAAGUGGUAAAAGUUUGGCACUUUUGUGCUCAUCAUUAGCCUGGCAAGCUGCAGAGAAAGAGAAAAGAGACAAAGAGGAUGACGAGGAGAUACAAAGAGCAAAUUGUAUAUGUUCUUGUCACUCACAAGCUACGGCUAAUACUGAAAAAAAGUCUUCAUUGAUUGACUUGACACAACCAGAGCCGUCGAAAAUGUGCUUAGAAAUUGAUAAUGAUGAUUUUAAAAUGAACGCAACCAAGUUUAAUAUUCCUGCUUCGAAAAAAAAUCCACUGAAACAUGUCAGCAUAGCCUAUGAAGAAGACAAAUCAGAAGACAACGGGCUCCAGAAAAUUUUACAAACUGUUGAUGCCAUUCUGGGCGUUAAAAAAGUAGAGGAUGUUAAAUCUGUUGCAGCGCCAGAAUGUCACCAGUGUCUGCAGUGCCCCUGUGAUAGUCCAGAGGGGAAAAGCAAAGUAAAAAACAAACUUUCAAAAAUCUAUUUUGGUACCCGCACUCACAAGCAAGUUGCCCAGAUUGUGCGGGAGCUGAAAAAGACCAAGUAUCAUGAUGUCAAAAUGACAGUGCUAGGCAGUAGAGAACAUACCUGCAUCCACCCUGACGUGUCUCGUAUGAAAGCCAAAAAUGAUGGAUGUAAAGAAUUAUUAAAUGGACCUGGAUGUCGUUUUAAAGAUGGAACAAAUCGUUUGUUAUCCCAAAGUGUAUUGAAGUCUGCUGGUCUGAGCUCUGCUUGGGACAUUGAGGAUUUGGUGCAACUCUGUCAGAAGAAAAAGGCUUGUCCAUAUUUUUUGUCAAGAGGACUUAAAGAUGAUUCAGACCUGAUAAUUUGUCCUUACAAUUAUUUAGUGGAUCCCAUCGUAAGGGAAGCAAUGGCUAUAAGUUUAAAAGGGCACAUUGUUAUCUUGGAUGAAGCUCACAAUAUAGAGGACGCAGCCAGAGAAGCGGCUAGUCAGAGUAUCUCACAGGAUAGUAUUGAGAAAGCCAUUAGCGACAUUGAUGAGCUUAUUGAAAAAAACAUCAACUUUGCUGAUUACUCACGUCUCCGAGCUGUGUUUUUCAGAUUGAAUAACUUCAUUAAUGAGAACAAAAGUAAAAUGGAACAGAAGGACUUUGACAAAGCUUACAAGAUUUGGUCAGCCUUUGAGAUUGUGGCCCAGUUGGACUCUUUGGGCCUUGGACCUAAACACUUUCCUGAUUUAAAGUCUGCAUUCUCUGCAGUUAAGGCUGAUGCUGAACAAAGGAAAGAAGAGGCUUCUAACUCCACCAGGUUCAUUGAAGUUGUUGAUAUGAAGCCAGCCACUGAAGGUCUCUUGACUCAGAUCUUUCAAGUGCUGGAGUAUCUCUACAGAUCUGAUUUGAAAUAUGUGGACGAUUUCAGGGCAUCUUUAGUCCAGUCGUAUGAAUAUGUUUUUACACACCAAGAUAAUCAGUGGCUCAACUCAAAGAAAGGUGGUAACCAGAGCAGAAAAGCUACAGAAACUUACACCUUCAAUUUCUGGUGCAUGAAUCCUGGGGUUGCAUUUUCUGAUUUCUCAGAGACUCGUAGCAUAAUUCUAACCAGUGGGACACUGUCACCUCUGACCUCUUUCCAAUCUGAGCUUGGGCUCAACUUUAGCAUCCAGCUAGAGGCCAACCAUGUUAUUAAAGAUUCACAGGUUUGGGUUGGAACAAUCGGAGCAGGCCCAUCUGGCAACAAGCUGCAGGCAGUCUUUCGAAACCUGGAAACAUUUGCGUUUCAGGAUGAACUGGGUGGCCUGGUUUUAAAAGUUUGUGAAAUUGUGCCCCAUGGUGUGCUGUGUUUCUUACCAUCAUACAAAGUUCUAGAGAAGCUCAUGAAUAGAUGGGAGAACAUUGGACUUUUAAAAAAACUGGCCAGUAAGAAGAAAAUUAUUGUUGAGCCCAGAGGUUCUGACAAAGUGGAUUUUGAAGGACAGAUGCUAAGUUUUUAUGAGGCUUUAAGGUCGGGAAGUAGUGACUCUACAGAUGAUGAAGAUGAAGAGGGGGACAGUGUCACUGGUGCUAUAUUUUUUGCUGUUUGCAGGGGCAAAGUGAGUGAAGGUCUGGACUUUGCUGACAACUUUGCUAGGGCUGUGAUCACUGUUGGUAUACCGUAUCCUAACUUUAAGGAUGUCCAAGUUGAACAGAAACGAAACUACAAUGAGACUCAUAAACACUCACGAGGUCUACUUGGGGGUCAUCAGUGGUAUGAGAUACAAGCAUUCAGGGCUCUCAACCAAGCUUUAGGACGGUGCAUUCGUCACAGGAAUGACUGGGGAGCUCUCAUUAUUGUAGAUGAAAGAUUUGUUAGAGACCCACAGAAAUAUUGUACCGGUUUAUCCAAAUGGGUGAGAACCAAAAUUCAGUCUCAUCAUAAUUUUGCUCUAGCCAUGGACUCACUGACUCAAUUCAUUGCUACCAGAGUUAGUGCUGAUAAAGAAACAAGUGCUAACUCUAGUAUGCUGGAGGCAUCAAACAUCUCAUCACCACUCAGAGAAGUGCCUGUCAACCACACUGUUUGCGCUUCUGUCACCACACCCACUCCAGUCACAGCUCAACAAUUAUCACUGCCAGAUAAAUCCAAUUUCUCCAUAUUUAGUGUGAUGAAGCCAUUUCCAGCAAAAUAUAAACAGCCAUCAAAGGAAAGUAGUAAAGUCAAUGUGUCCAGUCAAGGAGACACCAACUCCAUCACCUCCAAAGUCAAUGGUCUCAGCUGUUUCAUGCCCAAUCAAAAACAUGUUCAUCCUAUACACAGCCUGCAGAGCCCCAAGCUCAGUGGAGCAGCAGGUUGUUCCAGAGAAGCCCCAGUAGUCAUUGACAGUGACACUUCUCACAAGGAAGCUCUGAGUAACAAUUCUAGUCAUUCCAUUGAAACCAGUCACAUUAACAAUAAUACUCUUCCAUCAAAGACAAGUAAUAAUGUUGAUAAUGAAACAGCUAAGCAAGUGUCCUUAACUCCUGCAUACAUUCUUGAGAAAAAAAUUGACACUUCUGACAUUGUUCAGCUUUGCAUUAUUACAGAAAAAGCAACCAAUGGAGAAACUGCAAAGGUGGUUGAAAUUCCUGAAAUACUUCGUUCUCUGUUUGGGGGAAACCUACGUCUUCCCCUUUCCAAUAAACAAAGACUUGUUUAUAUUGUUGAACCCCCGACCUCACUAGGUCAAAGGCCAACUGCCAAAAUAUCUAAAAUAUCAGAAGAAGAAACACAGUCUCUAGUGGAUAAAGCUAAAGCUGCUGAAAGUAUGCCAUGUGAAGAUGUUUCUUCCAUCAGAGAUAAAAGUCUCUCUGCCUCAACAUCAGAUCUUGCUAAAAAACUAUAUCUUCAAGAUCCAGCUAUCAACUCAACAGUCUCCUACAGUCCUUCACAAAAAAAUGUGAACUCUAUAAGCAAAUCUCAAGUUUAUUCUGCAAUCAAACUUGCUACAGUUCCUUUGUCAUUAAUAUCAUCUGCUGUAACUUCAUCAUUUGAAAACUCUCCAAAUAAAAUACAAAUUUCCACUGAAUCUAUAGAAAGCAGCCAAAGUCACUUGAUUGGAGCUAUCUCUAAAAUUAAUGCAUCUAACGGUCUUGAUAAUUCCUCACCCAAUCAAGUCAAGUCUAAUCCCAUAGUGCACCAACCUACAAGUGCAUCUUUUGCUGAAUCACCUCGUGUUCUUCCAAGAAACAAAAGAAGGCUUUUUAAGACUCGCAUUGUUCCUGUGUUAGGUCAAGACAAACCAGAAGAAAUAUCUCAACUUCCAAAACCACAGAAAUCUAAUAACAGUAACACUGCAAUUGAUUCAAAUAUUUCCAUCCUACAUAAACCGGAGAAUAAGUCUACAAGUGAGGCAACACCACAGAAAUCUAAGAGCAAACCUACAGCUGAAGCAAGUCCUAAAACACCAGGAACUUCCCCUUUGUCCUCAUUUGUAGAAGACCCUGAUGAAGAAAAUUUUGAAAAAGAGCACAUUGUAAUUAGACGCAAAACCAAGAAAAGAAAAAUUUCACUUCGCCAUUCAGCUAAAAAGAAGCCAAAGGAAGAAGGAGCCAACUAUAUAUGUUCUACAAAGACCCAGAGUUGCAAGAUGUCUUUCAGAUGUUCCACUUGCAGUCAUGUGAUAUUUCAUGAGAAAGCUCCCUCAGACUUCUACCAACAGCAGUGCAUGCCAACAUUUCUAAGAGACAAGUCAAUGACAGGAAACAUUGGUUGUUAUUUUUUCCCUUCCAAUACAAGUCUUGAAGGGCUGGUCACACAAGUUACUAACAGUCCUGGUAUUAGUACCAAGUACAUUGAGCAAGAAGAAAUAUGUAUACAAUAUCUGUACUGUGCACACUGUUUCUCACAGGCACCUGACACUGUCCCCCAUUUCUUGGGAGCUCAGGUCCAGUUGGCUGCAGCAGCAGAGGCAAGAUACAGUAAAGGACAGAUGUGGUUAUUGGAAAACUGUGUACAGAUAGAACACCUAGCAUUGAAUAAAGAGAUUGAUAAAAGCAGCUAACAAUUUUAAGCCUUUCUAAUAUUGUACAUUGUAUUUUAUAUUCUAACUACUUAUAUUUUUACUGUCAACAUGAAUGUAUAUCAAUAAAAAAAAAAUUGAAUACAAAUCUAA
Molecule: messenger RNA, 4886 nt
Organism: Biomphalaria glabrata
Lineage: Eukaryota; Metazoa; Mollusca; Gastropoda; Planorbidae
Product: Fanconi anemia group J protein homolog
Exons: 34
Coding region: 168-4775 (1535 amino acids)
Biological process (GO): nucleotide-excision repair; double-strand break repair involved in meiotic recombination
Cellular component (GO): nucleus
Molecular function (GO): DNA binding; hydrolase activity, acting on acid anhydrides, in phosphorus-containing anhydrides; DNA helicase activity
Source: RefSeq, a predicted model, not a curated record